UUUUUUUCAUCUUCACGUUCACGUUCACGUUCACGUGUGUGUGUGUGAGGUCGUGGCUGUUGAUGGUCGAUGGCGGCGACGGCAGCAGCAGCGGCGGCGGUGUGGGAGAUCAAGAGUUAACAGCAUUGAAGAGGACGGUGUAGUUUGCAUUGGUUUGGAUCAUCGAGAAGAUGAGUGCCAUGUAUGCCAACAAGGUCAUGCUGGCGCCUAUGGUGCGCGCGGGCACCUUACCCACACGCUUGCUGGCCCUCCGCUACGGCGCGGAUUUGGUCUACUCGGAAGAGCUGAUUGAUCAUCGCAUGCUGGCCUGUCGUCGGGUGGAGAAUCCCGUGCUCCAGACCAUCGACUAUAUUGAUGGUGAUGGCGAGGUUGCAUUUCGGACUUGUGCUGAGGAGAAAAACCGCGUCAUCUUGCAAAUUGGCACCUCCGACCCUGACCGUGCAGCUCGUGUAGCUCAGAUGAUGGCUGCUGACGUCGCUGGAAUUGACGUCAACAUGGGCUGCCCCAAGCCUUUCAGCAUCAAAGGAGACAUGGGUGCAGCUCUCCUACGUCAGCCUGAUCGUGUUCGCGACAUCCUCACCUCCCUCGUAGCUACAACUACCAAGCCCAUCACUUGUAAAAUUAGGGUGUUACCCACAUUGGAAGAAACCCUCAACCUGGUCAACAUCAUUCAAGACGCGGGUGUUGCCGCCCUGGGCAUUCAUGGCCGUGUUCCCAACCAACGUCCGCGAGAACCGAUUACAGAUUAUCAGUACGAAGCGAUUCGCGCCGUUGCUAAAGCUUGCAGAAUACCAGUCAUUUGCAACGGCGGAUCGCUGGACAUGGAUUCUUAUGAUGACAUUCUGGCCUUUCGGGACAAAUGCGGAUGCUCCUCCGUCAUGGUGGCCCGGGCGGCCCAGUACAAUAUGAGCAUUUUUUCGCCGCAAGGACUGAAGACACAGCAGGAAGUGGUCAAAGACUACAUCAAGAUUGCCGUCGAUUACAAUAUCGUGCUGGACAACAUGAAGUACAAUGUCAUCAAAGCACUUCACAAUUUGACAACGGAGCUUGGUCCCCAACUGCACGCGGUGCGAACAUCCCGUGACCUUGCUGUCAUGUUUGAUCUGGGUGACUACUAUGAUGCCGUCGCUGCCCGACACCGCGAGUUGGAAGCAAGCACAGGCUACUCUCUUCGCUCAACCGACAACUCGGAUGAGCGCAUGGCCAAGGAAGCUCUGCAAAGCUUGCUGAGCCCCGCAGCCGCCUCGGCUGCCGAGGCCGCACUGGCCGCUGACACAGAAGAGGAUGGUCAGCCCGCGCCCAAACAAAGCAAGCUUGACGCCAUCGUCAUGCCUGUGGUGUACACGCGGGCAAAACGGCGCAAGUAUCGCGUUCCCAAGGAAGUGCUGAUGGCGUACACGCAGCGCAUGCAGCUGGAAGAGCCCUCCUUCUCGAGCACACCCGUUAACAAGAAAUUCGUUGCCGUCUGCCACUGGUUGGGUGAACAAUAUGCUACAUCAGCCGGCCAUGGCAAUCGCCGCUAUGCUGAACAAGCCGCCGCCCUUGUCGCUCUGAUUGGUCGGGGCAUGGCGCGCGAUACGGGCGAAGCGAUUGAGUACAGUGCACAGCUUAUGGAUACGGCCUUCAAGGCGUGACGUGUACUGUGCUUUCGACACGUUGAACUCAACUCCGCUCAGGAAACGGUCGCACAAGCUGCGCUUGUUGUGUCGUGUUUUCAACUUGGGCCAGAAUUGAACGACCUCCAAUUA
Molecule: messenger RNA, 1748 nt
Organism: Monosiga brevicollis MX1
Lineage: Eukaryota; Choanoflagellata; Craspedida; Salpingoecidae
Exons: 11
Coding region: 171-1634 (487 amino acids)
Biological process (GO): tRNA dihydrouridine synthesis
Cellular component (GO): cytoplasm
Molecular function (GO): flavin adenine dinucleotide binding; tRNA dihydrouridine synthase activity; tRNA binding
Source: RefSeq, a predicted model, not a curated record